Molecule: messenger RNA, 1104 nt
Organism: Raphanus sativus (radish)
Lineage: Eukaryota; Viridiplantae; Streptophyta; Magnoliopsida; Brassicales; Brassicaceae
Exons: 3
Coding region: 97-894 (265 amino acids)
Cellular component (GO): chloroplast thylakoid
Source: RefSeq, a predicted model, not a curated record
UAAGGAUCUCUCUCUUGUUUCUUCUCCACUCUUUUUGCCAUAAUAAUCAUAUCUCUGUCACAAUAUAGCAAAGUGAGACACAGAGAGACAGAGAGUAUGGCGACCACACUUCAUUGUCUCUCCACACUCCAUCUUCUUCCUCGCACCCAUCGCCCUAAAACUCUUAACUCUCUCAAACCAACCUCCAAAUCACAACCUUGCAAGACCCCAGAACUACCCAACCCCCUCCAGAUCCUUAAAUCAUCUCCCCUCCCUCUCGCACUCACCGCAUUGCCCUUUCUCAUCGAUCCACAGGAUGCAGCAGCAGCUGGAGGACAGUUUGGUAUCUUGGAAGGACGAUCGUUCGCGUUGAUACACCCGAUAGUGAUGGGAGGUUUGUUCGUAUACACUCUAUACGCUGGUUACUUGGGUUGGCAAUGGAGACGUGUGCGUACCAUCCAAAGCGAGAUCAACGAGCUCAAGAAGCAGGUUAAGCCGACUCCUGUUUCUCCCGACGGAUCCACGGUCGUUGACCCUCCUUCUGCGACUGAGCUUGAGAUCCGACGGUUGACGGAAGAGAGGAAAGAGUUGGUCAAAGGGUCUUACAGAGACAAACACUUUGACGCGGGCUCUGUUUUGUUAGGGUUUGGUGUUUUGGAAGCUGUGUUUGGUGGUCUUAACACUUAUCUUCGUACCGGUAAACUCUUCCCCGGUCCUCAUCUUUACGCCGGUGCAGGGAUAACGGUGCUAUGGGCUGCUGCAGCGGCUUUGGUACCGGCAAUGCAAAAAGGGAAUGAGACGGCGAGGAAUCUACACAUUGCGUUGAACGGUCUCAAUGUUCUUCUUUUCAUUUGGCAAAUCCCAACAGGUUUUGAUAUCGUACUUAAGGUCUUUGAGUUCACGAAAUGGCCUUAAACCCUUCACUUGUUGUGUGUGGUCUCUUUCGCUUUUGUUUUUUUUUUUCUUCUCUUUACAGUUCUAGUUGUUGGACUUGUAAUAUGAGUCUUGACUCUAUAUAUAAGCAAAGUCUUCUGCAAACUUUUUUUUUGUUUUUGUAAAUGCUGAAUUGUAAAAAUUCGUGAGUGGAUGCCGAUACGAUAUAUGUUUCAACAACAUUCUUAGCCA